AUGAAUCCAGGUCAGGCCGCGACGCACUCGUCACUUGGAUUCGCAGCCCUUUCGUCUUGGAUCGUUUCUGACAGAGAUCAAGAACUAUUGGUAUUUCGAAAGUUUGGAGAAAUAAGUGCUCGAAAUCUUCUUUAUUUGCAAUGUGAAUUGUUGAGCAUCGAAGGCAGAUUGAAGGCCUGGGAUAAGCACGUUGAAGGUAGUAACGACACCGCACUAGAGCAGGCUGCAGAAACAUGGGAAAUGAUGCACGAACAAGCCGAGGCAGGCAAACCGGAAGCAAAAGAGAUGCUGGAGUUAGUAAAUCAGCUCCGCGUCAAGAUCAAAGAAUAUCAUGAAGCCCUGGAACUACAGAGCAAGAUAUCUCAGCUCAACAGCCCCGAUCAGCGAGCCCUUGAAGUGGUUCGAAACGAGCUUCAUGGGGGCUCUUUAAGACGAGAUGGUCAAAAGCCAAACCCCAUACUAGGAGGGAGAGGGAAGGACUACCUGGAUGAAGCUGAGGAUCUGGUCUCGCUCAAGACUCCAGCAGCGGUCGACCCAUUAUCAAAAUUGCUCCGGGCUUACUGGCCAGGUCGAGUGCGUUUCAUUUCUGCAGUUGAUUGA
This is a messenger RNA of Fusarium subglutinans, 600 nucleotides long. RefSeq lists its product as uncharacterized. The record is from RefSeq and is a predicted model, not a curated record. Bases 1 to 600 code for a protein of 199 amino acids. The transcript has 2 exons. NCBI's taxonomy places the organism in Eukaryota, Fungi, Ascomycota, Sordariomycetes, Hypocreales, Nectriaceae.